Cebus imitator (Panamanian white-faced capuchin) is the source of this 821-nucleotide messenger RNA. Its product is annotated as heterogeneous nuclear ribonucleoproteins C1/C2-like. Bases 47 to 562 code for a protein of 171 amino acids. The record is from RefSeq and is a predicted model, not a curated record. The transcript is spliced from 2 exons. Gene Ontology annotation, cellular component: nucleus. Lineage: Eukaryota; Metazoa; Chordata; Mammalia; Primates; Cebidae. Gene Ontology annotation, molecular function: RNA binding.
CAAGCAAUCCUCCUGCCUCAGCCUCCCAAGUUGCUGACACUACAGGAUGUACAGUUACCCAGCACGCGUACCUCCUCCUCCUCCUAUUGCUCGGGCUGUAGUGCCCUCGAAACGUCAGCGUGUAUCAGGAAACACCUCACCAAGGGGCAAAACUGGCUUCAAUUCUAAGAGUGGACAGUGGGGAUCUUCCAAGUCUGGAAAGUUGAAAGGAGAGGACCUUCAGGCCAUUAAGAAGGAACUAACCCAGGCAAAACAAAAAGUGGAUUCUCUCCUGGAAAACCUGGAAAAAACUGAAAAGGAACAGAGCAAACAAGUAGUAGAGAUGAAGGAUGGUAAGUCAGAGGAGGAGCAGAGCAGCAGCUCUGUGAAGAAAGAUGAGACUAAUGUGAAGAUGGAGUCUGAGGGGGGUGCAGAUGACUCUGCUGAGGAGGGGGACCUACUGGAUGAUGAUGAUAAUGAAGAUCGGGGGGAUGACCAGCUGGAGUUGAUCAAGGAUGAUGAAAAAGAGCCUGAGGAAGGAGAGGAUGACAGAGAGAGUGCCAAUGGCAAGGAUGACUCUUAAGCACAUAGUGGGGUUUAGAAAUCUUAUCCCAUUAUUUCUUUACCGAGGCGCUUCUCUAAGAUCAAAUUUUUCACCAGAUCCUCUCCCCUAGUAUCUUCAGCACAUGCUCCCUGUUCUCCCCGUCCUUGUCCUUCCCAUGUUCAUUAAUUCAUAUUUCCCUGCACCUAGUCCCAUUUUCACUUCCUUGGACGCUCCUAGUAGUUUUGUUAAGUCUUACCCUGUAAUUUUUGCUUUUAAUUUUGAUACCUCUUUAUGACUU